This is a messenger RNA of Nomia melanderi (Alkali bee), 5205 nucleotides long. RefSeq lists its product as uncharacterized. Lineage: Eukaryota; Metazoa; Arthropoda; Insecta; Hymenoptera; Halictidae. The record is from RefSeq and is a predicted model, not a curated record.
UUAGAAAGCCUUAAGUUCCGUGCACAGCUCGCGACGCAAUCCCGCUCGGCAUACCACCUGACCGUCUACGCUGAACGACACCACGCAACCUGUCCGGCGUGCACGCUGGUCCCCGCGUACUAACAGUGCCGCACGCUUGACCGACUGGUACCAGUACGGUACCAGUUGCCCAGGCAGCUGCCCGCGUGUGCCCGUGGCUCUCCGAACGUACGCGCGUACCCGAAACUCUCACCGAUAAAUGGUCCAGUCGCCGGAUCGACCGCCGGACCAACCGCUCGGGACAUUCCGGGGAUUCCUCCGGAAGUCUGAGGACUUAGAGGACGAGGUACGUGGUGGCCAGGGCCUGAGAACCUACCGAGGUUACGUGCUCCCGCUGGGAUCGGUACGAUUUCUGGCUUCGUUUCGGACCAGGUGGCCGUGAAAAGGUCAACGGCGAGGAACGGCCGGCUGUUUGGCGCGCGAGGGGCUAAAAACAGGCGAGAGAGCCGUGCCGGUUGCGGCAGGUCACGAGGAACGGGUCUUCGGGAUGGCCUACAUUAUCCGGCGUUAUCGGUGAGACAACCGGGCCGCUCGGAUCGAACAGGGAACGAAGAGGAUAGGAAGAGCAGACGAGACAGUACCGGGACAGAGGAAGAAAUAUGGGGCAAGCCUGGUGCAAGGAGAAGACCUCGAAGGCUGAGGACUCCAAGUCACCCUUGGAUCGGGUCUUCGUGCGAUGCGCACACCGGAUCUAUCCCAGCCUGAAGGAAGAAGGGUCAGUGCUCGGCAGUGCCACACAGAGGGUAACAAGCUCGGAGAUCGGGUACGCUGGUUCGCCGCCAAGGGAGGUGCUCACGAGGGGCAGGAGCAUAGAUUCCGUGGACAGGCCUUUUCAUCCGAGCGAGUGGGUCGACGUGAACCUCGAAGUGCCGAGCACGCCGAGGCCCGGCUCGGCCCUCACGAAUUUAACCGUCGACACGAGCCUCUAUCCCGCCACCACGCCGACGUCCAGCUGCUCGAAUCUGAAAGAUGCAGCGCCAGUUCCUCCGCCGCGCCGGAAGAAGAGGAACCAGGGCAGGCCGUUGCCGCCGAAGCCGGACGAGGUCGCGGAGAAUGCGGGUUCGAGGCGCGCGGAAACGGGCGACGAGCCGUUGUAUUCGUCGGUGAGGUCGCCGAGGAGCAGCGGGGACGAGCAGGACGCGGAAGAGGAGAUCAGACACGACAAACACCGGGACGGAAGAAAGACGAAGGAGAUUUAUGAGCACAAGGUUAAUGGUACCGGAAGAAUAAUAUCCAGCGACAUGGUGUCUGGGAAGAGGUCGUCGCAUAUCGAAGACAAGAAAACCGGUUGCGUUCCCGAUCAAAAUCAUCGCAAGGCUCACGAGUCAGAUGAGUACGACAGGUUCGCGAGCAGCAGGGCGAGCAAGGACUCGUCGACUCCUAAUCGCGACGACAAAAGGUGGCUGAUGGUGCCGGGGAGCCAGAUCAAGGAUACCUCGAGGGACACUGGGAAAUCGAACGGCCACACGAGGACCAAGAACUACAGCACCGUCAGUCUGCCAAAUUACGACGAGCUGGACGUGGCCAGGCAUCAAACGAAGGGGACGAAAGGACAGGAGGGGGAUGGGGAGAGAACAAAGUCCCGAAGACCCGUCAGGAGCAGCACCGGAUCGCUUCCGGCUGGAUCUUUCCUCGCGCCCUUCUCGGAGAAAACGAGCGUGCGGCUAGAGGACUACAUACCAAGGCCCGGUAGCCCUGAGCAGCUGUCAGCGUAUCAAGUCCUAGAGAAGCUGGACUGCGGGACCGGAAGUGUCGACGAGGACAGUGAAGUGAAGUUUGUUAAGUACGACCCGAGCAAAUCGGAGGAUUGGGAGCUGGCCGCUGGCAUAGACGACUGCGAGUCGAGUGACCACCAGCGGAUCUCGGUCGAGGGCUCUCAGAGGAUCAGUAAUGGGGACGAUUUCAAAGAGAACGUGGGUGAGGACCUCGUCGAUUUUGGUCGGAAAUAUUUGACUGAUCGCGAGGACGCUAAGGUGUACAUACAGAAGCCGGAGUCUUUCGGAAAAACACCGUCCCCGGCAUUUGGCGAGCCGGAAUAUUCUGAAGUGGAUCCAAAUAGGGCCCACUUGAGGUACUUUGAUCCACCUACAAUAGAGAACAGUUGCAGGAGUUCGACCGCCUGCGAGACUUCCGUUUCCAAAGAGCCAUUUUACUUGGACGAGGCGAAACAUCGUUCUGCUCUUGAUACGAUCGGAGGCAGGACGGAGCCCGAUCGAUCGGAGGAGACGAGGAUGAUCUUCCGCAGGAGCUUGUCCAACGAGAGCGAGCCGGAGGUGAACGCGUACGAGUCCAAGGAGCUGGCCGACCGACCUAGCAGCUUGAUCAGGACCAUCUCCGAGGAGUCUUUGCCGAGAGAGAUGCUGGAGCAACAGGAGAUGGAAGACUUCUUCGACGAGAAGCUGGUGAAAGACGCGCACAACAAGCUGAGGAAGAACCUGGACGACCAGAAGACGAAGACGCCUCCGCCUAGCCCGGAGCCUAGGGCCAAACCCGAGGUCCUGGACGCUGAUCACUCGACGCUGCUUAAAGUCCUCAAAGACGAAGCAGCGGAGGAAAGCAAUUUGAGCUCGAUGACACCUAGUCUGACGGAGUUGGAGGCUGCGCUGUCGGAUAUGCUGGAGAAAGAGGAGACCCAGGAAGUUAAGGAUGAGGGAAGGAUGAACAAUGGAGUAUCCCAGAGACAGGAGGGUCUUGUUCAUGAUUCGAGGAUAGAUGAUGCCGGGACGAAGUCGGUCGAUUCCGAGGAUUCUGUGCAGGAAUCCACAGAUCAGGGACCAGUGUCGCUGGGACAGAUCCUAGGGAGCAGGAAGCCGGUCCCCAGCAGGAAGGUCUCGUUCUGCGCCUGGGAAGAGACGCUGGAGGACCAGGACGAUCGGGAAUUCACUGAACGUCCGCAGGAUUUAGAUAAGAACACCGUUUCUCAUCGGAACGAGGAACGGAGGGCUGCGGACCAACCGCCCGAGAAGCCGAGUAGGUUGAAUAGAAACAUGGAGGACUUGAUGGAGGACGAGACCGAUGUUCCCACUCCGCCGAGAAGGAGGCACAGGAGUCUGGGAAAGAAAGAGGAGAUGCAGAAUGGCUCCGUUGUGGCUGAAAGUUAUCUCAAUGAUAGGCUGAUUUGAUCGCCUUCGGUGUCGAUUUUUGGUGACUUUCUGACACAGUCACUGCCGAUGACGUAUUUUCGUGUCGUGGAGAAUUUAUUGGAGGCAUUGAUUGAGUACGAGUUUGCGUGUGAUGUUGGCAGUGGUUUUCUUUUGGAAUGUCUAGUGGGGAUACGUAGAUUGUGGCGUCUGUGGCAUCUGAAGGUUUGUGGAAUACUUAGAGAUUCGAUGGGAUCUUUGUUUUAUUUUUGUCAGAUGGUAUUUUUUUAUUUGAAGCUGAAAUGUUUUGACACGUUGAAGACUCGACGAUGGAUUCUAUAAUGUACAUUUUGAUUCAGAGCAGUGUUGGGUCUGGACUCACGUCUCAAAUGUAAAAAUAAGCUAGGUUAAUUACGUGUGCAAACAAUAGAAUCUGAAUCACGUUAGAUCAAAUAAAUACAAUGAAAAGGAAACUGAACCAGUAAUACCCACUGUGAUCGAUAUAAAAGUUUUCCCUACUUUUCUAAUAUCGUCCGUAUUCGAUACACGAAUAAAAUUUACAAACUUUCAAUUUUAAUGAACCUCGAUCCAAUCGAGUGAAACUAGUCCGUGAACUUCCUUAAGAAAAGUAUCCGCUAGAAGAUUUUCUAGUUAAAUCCACUGACCAGAAAUCCGUUGAACGCGACGAAAUGAAGAAAAAAUCUCAACAAAAAUCUGAACAAGUACGGUCGAUCGUUAAUGGGUCACGGGGGAGAGGGUAGUUUCCAGCCGGUCGUACGCGAGAUCGAUCGCGCGAAGGUUAACCAACUCGUUCGGCCAUUUCCUUCCCGACGUUAAGUUCGUUGCGCAGGAGGGGGGGCGUCGGAGUGGUCGUGAGAAUUUUACCGUGCCGGCCGAGGCUUUCUUCGCCGCGGAACUUCUUAACGAACUUGCCGCCGCCGAAGAAAGGGGCGCGCAUCCCUCGAAAAUCGUGAAACUUCGUUGCGGCGGAGUUCCUGCUGAUCAAUCGGAUCGCAGAUGUUCGCGGCGAUGGCGUCGCGUUGUUUGGCCUCUAUGCGGAAUUGUUUCUAAUAACUAACAAGCUGCGAGAAGAAUGUAAAUCAUUCUUAACCCCUUGCCCUGUGAUUUCUUUCUCAACUUUGGUUGAUACUAGCGCAUUAACAUUCGUAGUUUAUUUGAAAAAGUAAAUUGUAGGUACAUUCUAUGUCUACAUUUGUGUUCUGAAGUACAAUAAUUGGUAACAGACAAAUGAUUAUUAUUUACAGACAAUAAAUUAAUAACUCAUUUGUGGCAGAAAGGUAUGAGUAAUAAUUACGAUCGUUAAAUGUUGUUUGAAAUUGUCCCGAGUUUGACAGGAUAUUAUAAGGCAAGGGCUUAAAUGGUUCUUGUGUAUGAAAGAGACUGUACAGGACUCGUUCGCAGGAAAUUUAAUUUAAGAUAAUCAUUUGUAACAUAUAAUGUAAGUGUGAAUCUAUUAGACGAUGUUUUGAACAUUCUUGAAGAUGAAUACAGAAUUAUUUAAAUAAAUUUUCGAAUGUUUAGAGAUAAGAUUCUGGGUUACAACGUUGUUUUAUAAUAUUUUGUAAAUACAAACUUGUUUGAUGAGCUCGUUUGCACUGGAGCCACCAGUUUUCUUGGUUAUUAUACGAAUUUCGUGACGAUAAAUUCUGUUGAACGAUUCAAUGAAUUUGUAUUUUAAUGAAUGUUCCUCACGAAACUGUAAUAUUAGAUAUUUAUUAAAAAACGUAUUAUAAAAAGCAUUAUGUCUCGUUACUUUAACUGGCCACUGUGUACGGAACGCAUUGAAAUAAAUGAAAGGAAAAUAUCGAAACGAUACAGGUGCACAAAUUAAUUGUAACGAACACUAAAACAAAACAGCUAGAAUGGAUCAUUAUUCCUGCCACUUCUAUCGUGAUCACACUGUCAUAUAAAUCUUCCGUCCAGUCAGAAACAUGUACACGUAAAAUUACUGGAAUUAAUUAGAAAGAACGAAUAUUUUGUAAUAAACAAAGGCACCUAGAAACUGUACCUCAAAGUCUGCACUUUAACAAACAAAUAACUCAAUAAAAAAGAAUCACGUUAACCC